UUGCGCUGUUUGGUUCGUAUUGAGGUUUUCGGAGCUUGCUCUCAGGGGAACAAGAAGCGUCUCGAGAAUGCGACCUUUUGUGUCGGUCAUUUCUGUUUCGUCUCGGGUGUGAUCGUUGCUAGUGUAUUGGCGCGUGUCUGGAGGAGCGAGUCUGGAGCUUCGAUUUGAAUUGUGAUCGUGCAUUGUUGUGAGCGAGAACAGGAUGGCUGCGCGUGAAAGAUCGGUGUCUUUUUGCAGACGAAGUUUUGGUCCUGUUGUGCUUCCUUGCUUUUCUGCCUUAACAACGUAUGAAAGAUUGAGAUUCGAGGGAUGAAAGAUUUAGUGCGUGGCUUGUACUUAACGGAACGAAUUUAUUGCACAGAGUGACGUUGAAAGGUUUUGUGUGCAAUUCUUGUGGAAUAUAUUCAUAUCUUUGUUGGUUGAUCAUUAGGAAUCAGGCCUUGUAAUUCAAACAAUAGAGUAUCGUUUUGUGUCUGAUGAGGAUUGUUAUAAUUGUGGAGAAAGCUUUUUGGUGAGGUUGUUGUUGUGAAGAGUUUGUGAUUUUUGCUUCCAUUUUUUUUUGACGCCUCCUCAUUCUAUUUAUAGCAUUAUAUAAUCGCCACCGUAUUGAUCGGGUGUGGCACAUGAAUAGCCUUGUAUCACCUAAAUCGCUCUCAAUAUUUUCUUGAAAUCAGAUUACAUUCGCACCAUCCAUAACGGAACGUGCUCAUAAUUAGCUCACAAAGAGGAUAACACAUCCUUCAUAGCGAUCAAGUAGCCCAUAGUGGAAGGAAUGGCUGACAGCUACGGCCACAACCCAGGAUCACCAGAGAACGACCCGCAUUCGGACAAUGAGUCUGGAGGGGGGCACUAUCGAGACCACGAUGCUUCUGUGAGAGAGCAGGAUCGUUUUCUACCGAUAGCAAACGUAAGUCGGAUCAUGAAGAAAGCGUUGCCGUCCAACGCAAAGAUCUCAAAGGACGCGAAGGAGACAGUGCAGGAAUGCGUAUCCGAAUUCAUCAGUUUCAUCACUGGUGAAGCGUCGGAUAAAUGUCAGAGGGAGAAACGAAAGACGAUCAAUGGAGACGACUUGUUGUGGGCUAUGAGUACACUAGGUUUUGAGGACUACGUAGAACCCCUGAAGGUGUAUCUACAUAAGUAUCGCGAGCUAGAGGGAGAGAAGACUUCAGUGACUAAAGGUGGAGACCAUUCAGCAGGAAAGGAGAGCAACCAAAGUAAUCAAGGAGGAAUUGGAUCCUUAGGCAUGCCGGGUGGAAUGAUCGGAAUGAAUGGCAGCAUGCAUCAGCAAGGGAUCCCUGUGUCGAUGCAGAUGAUGCAACAGUCGUAUGGGCAUCAAUCUCCUCUGGGGAUGAUGUUUGCUCCUCAUCAGACGAUUCCGCAGUAUCAAAUGUCGAUGCAAUCUGGCAGUAAUCAGUCUCGUGGGUUGUAACAAGGGGUGAAGUUCUGAGUGGGUGUCCGGAGCUGCAGGCAAGCAGGGCUGGAGCGCAAAGGUCGGGCUUCAGGAAGAUGGUCAAUCGCAUGACUAGGUGAAGCGCAGCACGUGAAAUAUCCCCCCCCCCCCCCCCCCCAAUUCUGUGGCGAUACAGUAAUCUGGGGGAUCUCAUGUUUGUGUUGGUAUGUGUAAAAUGAUCAAAAAAGUGGCGUGGUUGAAGUUGGUGGCUCCUUCCACGUGGCGGAGCAGAAGUUGUAAUAUGGGGAUGGACCGCACCUGUAAGACGAAGUUGGGAUUCUAUCGACGUGUGAUUCCUGUGUGCAUUUGCAGGACCUUGGCACCGUUUUGCGUAGUGAAAAUUUUGGUUUUGAGUUGCCUGACUAUUUAUCAUUUCCUCAAUUUGUGUGAAAACGCUUUGUAUGAUGGAGGAGAAGAUAUGAUAAGGUAGUGGUAGGGGUUGAUUUCUAACAAGUUUGAUGGGCUCAUUUUAGGUUGUUCUCUAAGGGUGUGGGAUGGCAGGAAUUAUACUGUCGUCUGUUUUUACUGAUACUGCAGAUCUCUCAGUUUUUUUUUUAGGUUCGUUGAGAGGUCAGUGCCGAACGUGAUGAUCUUUGAACUAUGUACAACACAAUAUUGAACACAAUGCAGUGCUUGGAAGAGUUAGUAGCCA
Molecule: messenger RNA, 2102 nt
Organism: Physcomitrium patens
Lineage: Eukaryota; Viridiplantae; Streptophyta; Bryopsida; Funariales; Funariaceae
Product: nuclear transcription factor Y subunit B-3
Biological process (GO): regulation of transcription by RNA polymerase II
Cellular component (GO): CCAAT-binding factor complex; nucleus
Molecular function (GO): DNA-binding transcription activator activity, RNA polymerase II-specific; RNA polymerase II cis-regulatory region sequence-specific DNA binding; protein heterodimerization activity
Source: RefSeq, a predicted model, not a curated record